Molecule: messenger RNA, 1368 nt
Organism: Penicillium coprophilum
Lineage: Eukaryota; Fungi; Ascomycota; Eurotiomycetes; Eurotiales; Aspergillaceae
Product: acid phosphatase PHOa
Exons: 3
Coding region: 1-1368 (455 amino acids)
Biological process (GO): phospholipid catabolic process
Molecular function (GO): hydrolase activity, acting on ester bonds
Source: RefSeq, a predicted model, not a curated record
AUGAAGGCCGUUCUUGCGGUCCUGAUGGGAGUGGCUGCCCAGGCAGUCGCUCAGACAGCUACUACCUCCGAGCCCGCUGUGGCGGAUAUUCAUGCAGCUGCCGCAACUACCAAGCCGGAGGUCACCGUCUCCAAUGUUAAGGGUCUGGCUUUUGAUCGUUUCUAUCAGGUCUGGCUGGAGAACAUUGACUAUGACAAAGCUGCUGCGGAUACCAACAUGCAGUGGCUUGCUUCUCAGGGUAUUCUGUUGACCAACUACUAUGCUGUCACCCAUCCUUCUGAGCCCAACUACUGCGCUGCCGCUGGUGGUGACACGUUUGGAAUGGAUAACGACGACUUUAUUCAGGUCCCGGAGAACGUCUCCACCAUUGCUGAUGUGCUUGACACCAAGCACAUCUCGUGGGCUGAAUACCAGGAGCACAUUCCUUAUGCCGGCUUCCAGGGCUACAACUAUUCCAAUCAGGAAACCUACAAGAAUGACUAUGUUCGGAAGCACAACCCUUUGGUGCUGUAUGAUUCCGUUGUGGUCAACAACACUCGUGCACGGGCUAUCAAGAGCUUUGAAGACUUCGAAAAUGAUCUUCGGGACAAGAAACUUCCUCAGUGGGCGUUUAUCACUCCUAAUAUGACCAACGAUGCGCAUGACACCAGCAUCACUUUUGCUGCCAAGUGGGAGCGUCCUUGGGUGGCCAAAUUGCUCGAGAACGAGUACUUCUACAACAACACUCUUCUUCUUCUGACCUUCGAUGAAGAUGACACCUACACGGGCGACAACCGUGUCUUCAGUGUUCUCGUUGGUGGCGCCGUUCCUGAACACCUCAAGGGUACCAAGGAUGACACCUUCUACACUCACUACUCUAGCAUUGCCAGUGUCUCCGCCAACUGGGGUCUUCCUUCUCUGGGUCGCUGGGAUUGUGGUGCCAACAUCUUCGAGAUUGUCGCCAACAAGACUGGCUACGUCAACUACGAGGUCGACCCAACCCACCUCACGCUCAACCAGACCUACCCUGGUCCCUUGUCAAUUGGGGACAAGUCCACUGGUCAUACCUCCACUUUCACUCCCGAGUGGCCGGUUCCCAUCACUGAUAGCAAUGAAAAGUGCUCCGCCGGCCAUGGUAUCCUGGAUAUUGUCAAGAAAACCUAUGGACACCUGGAGCCGUCGUACGACACCAAGCCAUACCCCUGGAACGCCAAGACUCACUACAACGACAAGGUCACCGCCAAGCGGGCAAACGAGACUGACUCGAAUAGCAAGACCAACUCUACAGAGGAUGACUCUAGUCACAAAGGCACUGGCGUUUCUGCCAAGGCUCCCAUCUCUACUGUCGUGGUCGGAGUCCUGCUGGCAAUCGCUGCCUACAGCUUCUGA